Molecule: messenger RNA, 591 nt
Organism: Microthlaspi erraticum
Lineage: Eukaryota; Viridiplantae; Streptophyta; Magnoliopsida; Brassicales; Brassicaceae
Source: the annotation of a GenBank genome assembly
AUGCCUAGAUCAAGCACUUGGGUCUCUAUUCUUUUCUUGCCUGUAGCCAUCCUCUUCUGCUUUUACAAGUACCCUUACUCUCCAGCCAUUGUGGAACAAUCGUCCAGCUCCAUCUACCACAUCUCCGUCAAGGACAUCGAAGGGAAUGAUGUGAGUUUGAGCCAGUUCACUGGAAAGGUGCUUCUUAUUGUGAAUGUAGCCUCUAAGUGUGGUCUGACACAUGGAAACUACAAAGAGCUGAACAUUUUGUAUGCCAAGUACAAAACCAAAGGGUUUGAGAUCUUAGCGUUUCCCUGCAACCAAUUUGGAAGUCAAGAGCCAGGUACCAACACGGAGAUCAAAGAAACCGUUUGCUCAACGUUCAAAGCAGAAUUCCCAAUCUUUGACAAGAUUGAAGUAAAUGGGGAGAAUACUGCUCCUCUUUACAAGUUCUUGAAAGAACAACAAGGCGGAUUGUUCGGUGAUUCGAUCAAGUGGAACUUCGCAAAGUUUCUGGUAGACAAACAAGGAAACGUGGUUGAUCGAUAUGCUCCAACAACAUCACCUCUUGGAAUUGAGAAAGACAUAGAGAAGCUAUUGGCAUCUGCUUGA